UUUUUUUUCUUUUUAACUCAAACAUAGUUAGCUAACCAAAAGUUUCCUCAGCUGCAGCCUCAGAAACAGAACAACCUAAAAUCUCCAAGAUAAAAACAUAUCAAAAAGGAGUAUUCACAAUGAAGAUGUUCCAUAUAUCGGUGUCAACUUCAACAGCUCUGAUUCUGCUAUUUCUAGCUUUGUGUAGCAGCAAGAAUAGUGUAGAGGGUCAGCAGAUGGCCCCAGAUUCCAUGGAUAUUGCUUCUGGUAAAGCUGUGAGAGAUUUGCAGAUAAACAAGGAGACAAAAGAAGAGUCUCCAAGAGGUGAAAAAUAUAGCUUCCGGAGAAUACCAAGGAGGGGCUCUAACCCUAUAAACAACAAGAACUAUCCCCUCAAAGAUGUAGGAGGAAGUAGGAAACAGAGCACCACCGAAAGAGAACCAUAGAUCCUUUUUUUUUGUUCUCUUCGGUCCUCUUUUGUAUGUGUGUAGAACAGUGUAUCUAAACUUGUUUCUAGAAGCUGUAAUGUAAUUGAAG
Brassica oleracea var. oleracea is the source of this 516-nucleotide messenger RNA. RefSeq lists its product as uncharacterized. The coding region runs from base 120 to 425 and encodes 101 amino acids. The record is from RefSeq and is a predicted model, not a curated record. NCBI's taxonomy places the organism in Eukaryota, Viridiplantae, Streptophyta, Magnoliopsida, Brassicales, Brassicaceae. The transcript is spliced from 2 exons.